UUCAGUUCAGUUCAGCGGAGCAUUGAUAAAGGAUGCACUCGCCCGCCCAGUCGCCCAUUCUGGAUGUCACCGAGACCGUAUCGCUGCACUCCGAACUGGACGCCGACCUGGAGAGCAAGAAUAAGAAUCCGCCGUACGCUUUUCCCAUGCCCCAGGAUCUCCGGCUGCCCGGGCUUGGCUUUCCCGGCAUGGUCGCUUCGAAGAGAUCCUCCGAAUCUCUGCCUGCCUUCGAGUACAUUGCUCCGCCUAGUCACGCCCUUCAGGCCCUGGAAUUUCCGCUCAUGGAGCUCAACCGCGUGGGCGUCAUGGGAGCAGGAAUGUUUCCGGGCUUCAUGCACCGGCGGGUUCGCGGCGAGAAGCGACCCAUUCCGGAGGCCCAGAAGGAUGCCAAGUACUUCGAGCGGCGCAAGCGGAACAACGAGGCGGCGAAGAAGUCCAGGGAUGCGCGCAAGAUCCGGGAGGACAGGAUAGCCUUCCGGGCGGCUCUGCUGGAGCAGGAGAACUCCAUCCUGAGGGCCCAGGUCCUGGCGCUCAGGGACGAGCUGCAGACGGUGCGACAGCUCCUGGGAGCCACGACCGCCGGCGGCAUGUUGUCCAUGGCCAGGCAGGUUUAGCUUGGUAGGAAUAACCACCAAGAAUGAGGUGGAGAAGUGUACAUAUCAUAUCAUAGUGAAGUGAGCAAAAUAGAGCAUGUGGCUCUACGAAUUUUUGUUAAUAAAUGUUUAAAAUAAUCUACUUAGAUUUUCCUUAAAUAUAUGCAAAUGAAUUUAUUAAAAGUGA
Molecule: messenger RNA, 780 nt
Organism: Drosophila biarmipes
Lineage: Eukaryota; Metazoa; Arthropoda; Insecta; Diptera; Drosophilidae
Exons: 1
Coding region: 33-614 (193 amino acids)
Biological process (GO): regulation of transcription by RNA polymerase II
Cellular component (GO): nucleus
Molecular function (GO): DNA-binding transcription factor activity, RNA polymerase II-specific; RNA polymerase II cis-regulatory region sequence-specific DNA binding
Source: RefSeq, a predicted model, not a curated record